This is a messenger RNA of Corapipo altera (White-ruffed manakin), 1743 nucleotides long. RefSeq names its product butyrophilin subfamily 2 member A1-like. NCBI's taxonomy places the organism in Eukaryota, Metazoa, Chordata, Aves, Passeriformes, Pipridae. Gene Ontology annotation, molecular function: protein binding. Bases 72 to 1235 code for a protein of 387 amino acids. The record is from RefSeq and is a predicted model, not a curated record. The transcript has 11 exons.
CCUCCCCUGGAGGCUCCUCCAGGAUCCGUCGGGAAAACUGGGGUUCGUGGCCCCUCCCCUGCAACCCCUCCAUGGCCACACCUGAAACCCGGGACAGGUCCCAGGAGCCUCCACAGCCUCUGACAGGUUUCAAUCCCAAGGGAUUUCCUGGAGAUCCUGCGGGUGCUGCUGGAAAACCGGAAAUGGGGCCCUGGAUCCGGAUGAUCCCCCUCAUCGCGUUCUCCGGACUCCACCCCACAACGGGGAGCAUCCAUGACCCACUGCUCAUCCUGGAUGGAUUGGAAGACUCCGGAAUCCGUCUCAAGUGCCUCUCGGAGCGGCUCUUUUCCGAAGUCAAGGUGUUGUGGAUGGAUGGGAAAGGCAGGAAUAUCACCGGGAAUCCCCUGAGCACGGACACAUCUGGGAAUGCCGGGAGCUCCAUCGUCCUCAAACCGGGAUCUGGGAACGCCGUGUCCUGCAGGAUCAUUGACAGCCUCGGGAAAACAUCCACGGAAUCCUCCGUCAUCAUCACAGAGAGUUUCUUCCCGACCAUCUCCCUUUGGCUCCCGGCUUUUGUGAUGAUCCUGCUCUUUGGAAUAUUCCUGGUCCUGGCAGCUGUUUAUAAACUCCGGAUCAACCAAAAGGCGACGGAUCAGGAAAAAAAUGCCCAGAAGCAAAUUCAGGAGGAAAACCAGGAGAUGACAACAAAAAUCGAACAAAUCCAGGCCCAACUGGAUUUCAGACGUGCCCAGAGCUAUGCGGUCCCGCUGACCCUGGAUGAGCUCUGCAAACAUCCCGAACUCUCCCUCCGGGACCAAUCCCGGGUCGUUUCCUGCUCCGCUGCCGAGCAGCUCCACCCCAAACCCGUCGUCCUGGCCAAGGAAUCCUUUUCCCAAGGGAAGCACUACUGGGAAGUGGAAGUCGGGGAUGGAUCCGGCUGGGAGCUGGGGGUGCUGGCUGAGGAAAUCCGGGAUUCCCUGCGGAACGACGGGAUGGCGCUGCCACGGGAGCAGGAGCAGGUUCUCAGCCUCGGCUAUUCCCGGGGGGAAUUCAGCAUUCCCGGGGGCUGGAAUUCCGGGCCCUGCCCAGUGCUCGGGGUUUUCCUGGAUCAGGAAUCCCACAGCCUCUCCUUCUUCGAUGUGGAAGGGAAGAGUCUCCUGGCAUCGCUUCCCUUGAGGUUUUCUGGGAAUCUCUUCCCAUUUUUCAGCCCCGGCUCCGAUGGAAAGGGGUUGGGAAUUCGCUCCGUGGGGGGUUAAUAAUUAAAAUAAUAAAUUAUUUAAAUAUCAAUCGAUUAUCAUAUUUAUAAUUGGUGAUAAUUAAUAAAUUUGUAGAGGGGAUCAUAAUGUAAAAUAAUUUCUUAAAUAAUAAAUUAAAUUAGAAAUUAAAGUUUUCCAAUUUUUUUUCUGUUUCCUAUCCUAAUUAUUUUCUCCUCUGGAGAAGAGGAUGGAAAACAGGAAAUCCCCAAAUUCCCAAGGGAAUCCCAGAUCCAGAGAUUCUGCUGGGAAUUGCAUCCAAGGGAACUCCCACCCCCCUUGUUCGUUCCACCUGAUGGAGUCGGGAUCAAGCUCCUGCUCCAGGCUCUUCCCACCCAAAUUCCAGCACAUUUGGGGACCAAAUAACCUCUCCUUCCCAUCCUUUUCCUGCCAGGAAUUCCCCAAGGGGCCCAAACGUCCUAAGAAUUCCCAAAACAACAUUUCCCUUCAAAAACCUUUUAUUCCAUUUCUUUUUUUUCCCAGGAAAAACCAGUCCCAGAUGGUUUUUUUC